Molecule: messenger RNA, 1734 nt
Organism: Aspergillus fischeri NRRL 181
Lineage: Eukaryota; Fungi; Ascomycota; Eurotiomycetes; Eurotiales; Aspergillaceae
Product: putative GPI anchored protein
Exons: 6
Coding region: 1-1734 (577 amino acids)
Source: RefSeq, a predicted model, not a curated record
AUGGGUGUAGUGGUCUUCUUUAUCUUUGCUCUCACUGUUCUGAGCAAUGUCAGCGCUGCCACAGUGAAAUCCCUCUCCAGAGAGGCUCAGCCGUUCAACUUCCCCAAGGCAAGGCGGCUCUCUGCUGCGGUUUCUCGUUCAAAGCUUGAGUCCAGAGCAGAGUUUGCAUCCAACAUCCUUAGAAGAGAAGCGAGUUUUGACUUCCUUCAUGGUGAUCAAGAUCCCCAAUCGGUCUUUGUGGCCACCUUAGAUGUCAAGUCGAAGUCACCCAUCCUGGCAUUAGAGGAGCUGGAUGACUCGGUCCAAGAUGUGAUCUGCAGGGAAUCGCAGGUUGACAUAUCCUUUGGAUCAAUUGAGCAAGUCCGCUCAGUCCAUCGAGAACUCGAGCAGAUCGAUGGGUUUAUCCUAGUCACCUCACAUAGGAAAUCCGACUGUGGCUGGCAAGACGCGUUUCACACAACUCGAGUCUCUUUUUCACGGAGGCAUCCAUCCGAAGUCCGGAGACGUUCGAACACGCCUACGAAGAGACAGCAGCAAUCGCAGCCUGAACCAUCAGAAACAACAAAAACAAUGGGAGGAUCCGCAGAGACUCCGACGGUCACAUUUCCUGCGCCUAGCGCAACGUCGGGACUCGCCUCAACGUCGACGAAGGAGCUCAAUGAGCAUUAUGUGGACCGAAAGAUAUUCCCCCCUGACAUUCCCGCGGCGGACAUGCUUCUACCGUCAGGACUCACCGUGUCUUGCAAGAAUUGCUCCCUGGAAGGCAACAUCGUCUUAGAUAAGGGGUCUUUCGAGAUUUCUGGAUCUGACGGGUUGAUGGAUGCCGUCAACAACACCAUCGCUUUCUUUGACCAUGGCAGCAUUGAAGUAAUUGCAAACGGGCUCUUUGCGCAGGUCGAACUCGAGUUCGAUCUUUCUGCGAGUCAAGAUCUGGUCUCCUUUACGGCUCAGCUUCCCGCUAUUCCUCUCAGUCCUUUCGAGAUUCCCGGAGUCCUUGUGUUUGGCCCGAUGAUAGUGGCGGAGUUUGAUAUGAGUUUGAGCCUUGCCCAAAACAUUGGCUUUUCAUAUGGCUUCAACCUCUCCGUGCCUGCGAAUUCCAAAGUGGAGCUGAACAUGGACGAGAUCUCAAACUCCUCAAUCACAGGCUUUGACAAAACAACCGUCCAUGCCUUGCCAUUUCAAGCAAAAGCCGCUCUGGUUUCCCUUAUAGCCAGUAUUGGCUUCAAGCCUCAAGUCCUCCUCGGCAUCAACACGGCAGUAGGAAGCGUCCAGGGAGGAGUCGGCGCCUUUCUCGAACUACCCAAAGUUUCUGUCAAUGUGACACAGCUCAGUAACGUCAACGAGAAGUGCGAGUCCGUCUCAAAUGGCGAUGGUAAGCUUACAUCAAUGCUGGACAAUGUCUUUGGGGACUUUACGAAUAUUGUUCCCUCCGUGGACAUCAAUCUGGGAGCCCUGGCGAAUUUCGAGGUUGAUGUCCCACGCGUCUUCACCGAAACAGCUGCUGUGCAAACCGUAUUGGCUUCAACUUCAUACCCUCUGCCGACGGCGUGCUUGCAGUUUGACUCAGAGAGCGGCGAAUACAGUUCUCCUACUCCGACUCCGACUCCUACUCCGGUAUCGUCUGCUGUAGGUAAGGUUGCGACAGCUGAGGCGAAGAAAAGCCGGGCUGUUUUUGUGGAAAUCAAUCGUGGAUUUGUGUUUUUAUCAGUAAUUGCGAGUUUGUGCAUCUUUUAG